UACAAAAUAAGUUACAAAUAACGCAAAAAAAAACACAUAAUAGCACAAUUGGUUGGGCGGCCGUAAAACUGCUGCCAUUUCUUCCGGCGCCAUUCUUGUCAUUCUGUUAACAAAAACCCACAUAUCUUUAAGAUAUUUUCGCAUUUCUCUCCCUCACGAGGAGGGAGGAUAGUAUAAGUUCACAGAAGUAACAGGUAAAUGUAGACCUACCAAUUAGCUAUUGUUUUUAUUUUUUACUGAUAAUUUGGUUUAUGAUUGAAAUGUGUCAAUCACUUAAUGUGAUUACCAAAUCUUUAAGUGACCAAAAAAUCAGUAACAGAAUGACUGCAACUGAAUUCUACUGUCCUCCCUUCCACUGGCAUACUGUUAUGUUCAUCUCAUAGGGUCUCCUUCCACUGGCAUAUUGUUAUGUUCAUCUCAUAGGCUCUCCUUCCACUGGCAUAUUGUUAUGUUCAUCUCAUAGGGUCUCCUUCCACUGGCAUAUUGUUAUGUUCAUCUCAUAGGCUCUCCUUCCACUGGCAUAUUGUUAUGUUCAUCUCAUAGGCUCUCCUUCCACUGGCAUAUUGUUAUGUUCAUCUCAUAGGGUCUCCUUCCACUGGCAUAUUGUUAUGUUCAUCUCAUAGGGUCUCCUUCCACUGGCAUAUUGUUAUGUUCAUCUCAUAGGGUCUCCUUCCACUGGCAUAUUGUUAUGUUCAUCUCAUAGGCUCUCCUUCCACUGGCAUAUUGUUAUGUUCAUCUCAUAGGGUCUCCUUCCACUGGCAUAUUGUUAUGUUCAUCUCAUAGGGUCUCCUUCCACUGGCAUAUUGUUAUGUUCAUCUCAUAGGGUCUGCUUCCACUGGCAUAUUGUUAUGUUCAUCUCAUAGGGUCUCCUUCCACUGGCAUAUUGUUAUGUUCAGCUCAUAGGGUCUCCUUCCACUGGCAUAUUGUUAUGUUCAUCUCAUAGGGUCUCCUUCCACUGGCAUAUUGUUAUGUUCAUCUCAUAGGCUCUCCUUCCACUGGCAUAUUGUUAUGUUCAGCUCAUAGGGUCUCCUUCCACUGGCAUAUUGUUAUGUUCAUCUCAUAGGGUCUGCUUCCACUGGCAUAUUGUUAUGUUCAGCUCAUAGCAUAAUGGUUUUCUUUCUCUUUCUGACGCGUGGUGGUCAAAGCAAUAGUGUAAAAACAGUCCAGACAACCCCUUCCUCUCUCUCUCCCUGUCUCUCUUCUCUCUCUCUCUCUCUCUCCAGCUAAUGUCACCUCUCUUGGCUCUUACUGACCGUAACCAGCCCUCUCACCCACUGAGCACUGACGGACACCAGACGUCCAUAGACGUUGAAAGUCGUUGAAAUUUGGUUCCGGUUCCUAGGGUCGGUGGCAUCCCUGACAACCAGGACGUUCUCCCGGGGGCCUGUGUCUUUGCAGGGGAAGGCCCCGGACAUGUCUGAGGGAAAUGCUCACUUGCUAAUGUCCAAUGUGCGCAACAGGCUGAGAGAGAUUGUGGGAGCGUCCACUAACUGGAGAGACCACCAGCAGGCGCUAGCUGACCGUUUGUCAUUGUCCAAUCAGCUGGCUGGUUCUCAGGAUGAGCUUCCCGUCCGCAGGAUGAAGGACAGCUACAUAGAGGCCCACCUUCCCCUGGGCACAGACCCUACCCUUAGAGAGAAAUACCUCAACUACCUCAAAGGUGUCAGGUUUGGCCGUAUCCUGGAGGAUCUGGACAGUCUAGCAGUGUUGAUCUGUUACUCUCACACCCAUAACAAGACACUUCAAAGAUCUCCUCUGUCCAUCGUCACUGCCCUGGUGGAUAAGAUAGACAUGAGGAAACAAAUCAUCCACCCUGACUGUGACAUCAAGUUCACUGGUCACGUGACCUGGGUGGGGAAGACCUCCAUUGAAGCCAAGAUGCACAUGUCUCAGUACCACGGUGGGGCCUACACUCCAGUUCUGGAUGCUACGUUUGUUAUGGUGGCCAGAGACCCUGAGAACAAGAGGGCAGCGUUUGUUAACCCUCUGAAGCCAGAGGGAAUUGAGGAGGAGAAACUGUUUCACCAGGGAGAGAUCAAUAAGACGCGUCGUAUAGAGCUGAGUACAGCGUCUCUACUGAAGGUGGCCCCUACUGCUGAGGAGAGGAAGAUCGUACACAGCCUGUUCCUCAACACCCUGGACAGCAAGACAGUGAGUUUCCGUAGCAGAGUUCUGCCUCCUAACUCAGUAUGGAUGGAGGAUGCCAAAGUCAAAGGACUGGAGAUCUGCCAUCCACAGGAGAGGAACAUCUUUAACAGGAUCUUUGGAGGGUUUCUGAUGAGGAAGGCUUACGAGCUGGGCUGGGCCAACGCAUGUGUCUACGGGGGGUGUCGGCCUAACUUGGUUGCCGUGGACGAUAUCCUCUUCCGGAAGCCAGUAGAGAUUGGCUCCCUACUCCUGCUCUCAUCACAGGUGUGUUACACAGAGGGAAAGUACAUCCAGGUCAGAGUUCAUACAGAGGUUCUUGACCCCCUGACCCGGCAGCACAACACCACUAAUGUCUUCCACUUCACCUUCGUCACAGACAAAGACGUCCCCAACAUAGUGCCACAGAGCUACGGCGAGUCCAUGUUGUACCUGGAUGGAAAGAGACACUUUAACCAGACCCUGGAGUCUCAGUGAGACGUGAUGAAUACUGACGAACCAUGACCCAACACAACAACUACCUGCUAAAGCCUUAGUGUCCAGCCACCGCACCCGCCCUCCUUACCGUACGGUGUGUGUAUGUGUAUGUGUGUGUCUAUUUGCAUAACAAGGUAUCUAUUAAUUUGUUUACCUCUAUGUACCAUAUAUAUAUAUAUAUAUAUUUUUUUAUAAACUGGGUGGUUCGGGCCCUGAAUGCUGAUUGGCUGACAGCCGCGGUAUAUCAGACCGUAUACCAUGGGUAUGACAAAACAUUUCAUUUUACUGCUCUAAUUAUGCUGGUAACCAGUUUAUAAUAGCAAUAAGGCACCUUGGGGGUUUGUGGUAUAUUGCCAAUAUACCACGGCUAAGGGCUGUAUCCAGUUACUCCGCAAUGCCUCGUACCUAAGAACAGCCCUUAGCUGUGGUAUAUUGGCCAUAUAACACACCCCCUUAUGCCUUAUUGCUUAAAUAUAUGCAUGCUGUCUGUCUAGUAUAGGUCUGUUUGGUGGUUGAUUCUUCUGGAGUCUGUUUACGUUCUGGGAUCCUGGUUUGGGAACACAGAUGUCAAUAGUGCUAUCACUUUUUUUCUACAUAUCUUCGACAUGAAAUCAAAUUAAAUGUUAUUUGUCACAUGCCGAAUACAACAGGUGUAGAAAUGCUUACUUACAAGCCCUUAACCAACAAUGCAGUUUUAAGACAAAUAAGAGUGAAGAAUUUUUCAAAUUAAAUAAACUAAAGUUAAAAAAUAAAAUAACAAUAAGGAGGCUAUAUAAAGGGGGUACCGGUACAGAGUCAAUGUGCGGGGGCACCGGCUAGUCGAGGUAAUGGAAGUAAUAUAUACAUGUAGGUAGGGGUAAAGUGACUAUGCAUAGAUAAUAAACAGCGAGUAGCAGCAGCGUAAAAUAAAGGAUGGGCGGUUAAUGCAAAUAGUCUGGCUAGCCAUUUGAUUAGCAUGAUUACAUCAACAGGAUUUUAUAUUUUGUCAAAAUGUUAUUCAUGCUACACGGUCUUACAGCUUUAAAACGUGUUUUUCACAGAUACUCAUCACAGGUCUUAUUUUUAUAUAUUCUAUUUGAUAUAAUCUCCAUCUGUGUGUACACUAGGGCGAGUGAAUGGGUGUGUAUGGGUUAUUUAAGGGAAAGUGGCAUCUUUGCUCGAUUCGAUCAAAGUUAUGUAACAAAUGACACAUAUUUGCAAUAAAUAUUUAUCCUUCAUUGUGA
Messenger RNA from Oncorhynchus mykiss (rainbow trout), 3845 nucleotides. The record is from RefSeq and is a predicted model, not a curated record. NCBI's taxonomy places the organism in Eukaryota, Metazoa, Chordata, Actinopteri, Salmoniformes, Salmonidae.